Messenger RNA from Nicrophorus vespilloides, 2927 nucleotides. RefSeq names its product mediator of RNA polymerase II transcription subunit 25-like. Gene Ontology annotation, cellular component: transcription regulator complex; mediator complex. The transcript has 12 exons. NCBI's taxonomy places the organism in Eukaryota, Metazoa, Arthropoda, Insecta, Coleoptera, Silphidae. Gene Ontology annotation, biological process: positive regulation of transcription by RNA polymerase II. The record is from RefSeq and is a predicted model, not a curated record. The coding region runs from base 134 to 2869 and encodes 911 amino acids.
AUAGAUUGUGUUAAUUACAAUUUUCAUUUGCUUCUGGUAUUUAAAUAAUGUUUUAAAUAUUUUCAGUUGUAACUGUAAGAUUGUAGUACAUUUACUGUUUCAUAUAUUUGAUAGUAAAUAGUAUCUACAGAAAAUGGUUGUUUGUGCACCAGACCAUGGGUUGCAGGCAGAUGUGAUUUUUGUAAUUGAAGGAACAGCAGUGAAUGGGGCAUACAUAAAUGAUUUGAAAUCGAAUUAUAUAAUGCCCUCGAUAGAGUAUUUUAGUCAGGGAAAUCUGGAUGAAGUUAAUUAUAUGUCGGAUAAUGCUAGUUGUAUUUAUGGUAUUGUUGUGUAUCAUGCAGCAGACUGUCUUUCCAGUCCUAGCAGUGAGAGUAUUGGACCAUUUUCUAGUCCAGGGAAAUUAGUUAAAACUAUGGAUAGACUGGAAUUGAUUGCUGGUAAAGGAGAGUCACAUUCAAAUAUUGCUGAAGGUUUGGCAACAGCUUUACACUGCUUUGAAGAUUUGCAACAGAGGCAUGAUCCAAGUGCAAAUGUUCAGAAACAUUGCAUACUGAUAUGUAAUUCACCUCCAUAUAUGUUGCCAGUAUUAGAAUCUCAUACUUUUUCUGGGAAAACAACUGACCAACUGGCAUCAAUACUGCAGGAACGUCAAAUACAUUUAUCAGUGAUAUCUCCAAGAAAAAUUCCUGCAUUAUAUAAGUUAUUUGAGAAGGCUGGAGGGGAUUUGGGAACAUCUCAAACUAAAAAUUAUGCUAAAGAUCCAAGGCAUUUGGUACUGUUAAAGGGAUAUAGUUUGAAGGAGAGACCAAUAAGCCCACCUCCUGGAAGUGUUAACACGAAUCAAAAUCCUUUAGCUUCGCCGAGUCCUUUGGCUAAUCAUGACAGUCCAAUUUCGGGACCAUCAGGACAGUCGAAUCAACCAAUGAUUGGGCCCAAUUCAAAUCCUGUACAAAAUGUGGUUGGUGCAAAUGCUGCUUACAAUAGAAGUGCUAAUCCGGCAGGUUUGAAUCAAAUGCCGCAGCACAAUUCAGCUAUGGUCAAUCCAGGAAUGGUAAAUGUCGGUAUUCCAAAUGUCAGAGGUGUUAUGAUAGGGCAAAAUCAAUUUGCUGCUCAGACAUUACAAGCGCCACCAGGCUACCAUCCAGGUUCUGGCAUUGGCAAUAGAGGUCCUGCUAGGUGGAUGACAAUGGGCAGACAAUACGUUAAUCCGCAAACUCCGGCUCAACCAGGUACACCUCAAAGCAGUGCUCUGAUUGACCAAUUGACGCGUCCUCCUUCAUCUAUGCCAAGUUCUGUAAAUCAAUUUGGUCCAAUGCCGAACAAUCCACAAAUGGCUAAUCAAAUAAGAAUGGGUAUCCUGUCAUCGCAGCAAAAUCAACCGUCUUUAUCACAAGUGCAGCAAAAUGUACAAAGUUCUAUGGCCCAAAAUCCUGGUACUCCUGGAAUGCAACAAACCUCUAAUCCAAAUCAGGUACAGCAACCAAAUCAACCAGUUAAUACAUCACAAGCUUCACAGCCUGGACAGUCUAUGAAUCCACAAAGACAAACUAUUUGGAGUGGGUCAUUGGAAUGGUUGGAAAAGAAGACACCAACUGAAACACAGAAGAUUACUAGACAUGUACCAUGUUCCGUUUCUGUAAAUAUCAAAGAAGGGGAACCUGAAAUGAAAGCCGACGGAUGGCCAAGCAAAUUAAUAAUGCAAUUGAUGCCCAAACAGUUGAUUGGAAACAUCGGUGGGGCAUUUUUGAAAAAUUCAAAAUCGGUAUUGUUUCAUCCAACAAAUUGCGAAGCAUUAGAAACACUAACGAAAGUGAUGAAUUCAGGAUUUGCUGGUUGCGUUCAUUUCACUCCAAAUAGUGCAGAAUGCGAUAUAAAAGUAUUGAUCCUUCUAUAUACGUCAGAGAAGAGAGCAUAUUUAGGAUUUAUACCGAACGAUCAAGUUGCGUUUGUUGAUAGAUUAAGAAAGGUUAUUCAACAGCAGAAGUCUUCGCAAAAUUUAAGACAGGGAACAGGCGGAAAUAUCAAUCCUCAAACUGGUGCUCCAAUGGCAGGUCAACAAAACCCUGUAACUUCGCAAACCCCAUCACAAGGUCUCAUGAUGUCUCAAACUAAUGCUAUUGCUAUGGGCGGCGGCCAAUUAACCCAGAAUGUUGUGGCAUCCACGGGACAACCAGGUCAAGGGUUAGGUAACCAAGGACUUUUAGGACAAAAUGUGCCUGGAGUUGUAAUGGGCCAAAGGUUGCGAAUGCCCGUGGGUUUACAACAAACUGCAGGUCAAAUGCAAGGCAACCCACAGCAACAGCAGCAGCAGCAGCAACAACAGCAGCAACAGCAGCAGCAGCAACAACAACAAAGUCAAGGUGCUGGUGCUGCGGGUGCCGCUGGUAAUAUGAUGGGUAAUCAAAGACCUACUCAACCGUUUGCAAAUCAACUAGAAGCCGAAAGACAAGCAAAUUUGGAUAAAAUUAAUCAGCUGCGGCAAACCUUAGAAGCUGCACAACAACAAGAACAACAAUAUAAAACGGAACUAGAAAGAAUUUCGCAUAUGAAAACAGCUCAACUUCAAGAAGCAUUGCAAAUUGCACAGCAUCAAGAGAUGCAAUAUAAAAUCCUGGAUCAGCAGCGACUAGGAAGUCAAAGUAAUCUGCAGCCUCAAAAUGCACCGCAGAGAAUGUUACGACCUGUACUACCUAACAAUCCGGGACUAAGAACACUUUUGCAACAGCAGCAACCCCAAUAUAGGCAACAAAUGAUGAUGCAUACUUUGGGAGGUUCUGGACCCAGACCACAAAUGGGACAACAAAUGCAGAAUUCUGCUGGGAAUCAACAAGUAUUUGAUGAAGGUCCCAAUUUCACUGAUUUUAUGUAGAUAAUUAACGAAAAAUAUGCCAGGAGAAACUUAAAUUUACUCAUAGCUUCAAAAUGAA